UCUGAGUGGUGCAUCCCCGUUCCUUGGAGACAACAAACAGGAGACCCUGGCCAACGUGUCGGCGGUGGAUUACGAGUUCGACGAGGAGUACUUCAGCAACACCAGUGGCCUGGCCAAAGACUUCAUCAAGAGGCUGCUCAUCAAAGAUCCCAAAAAAAGAAUGACUAUUCAGGACAGCCUUCAGCAUCCCUGGAUCAAGCCAAAGGACACACAACAGGCACUUAGUAGAAAGGAGUCUGCUGUGAACAUGGAAAAGUUUAAGAAGUUUGCCGCGAGGAGAAAAUGGAAGCAAUCUGUGCGGCUCAUCUCGCUGUGUAACCGUCUGUCGCGUUCCUUCCUGUCCAGAAGCAACAUGAGUGUGGCGCGCAGUGACGACACACUGGAUGAGGAAGACUCCUUUGUGAUGAAGGCCAUCAUCCACGCCAUCAACGAUGACAACGUGCCUGGCCUGCAGCACCUGCUGGGGUCCCUGACCAGCUACGACAUCAACCAGCCCAACAAGCAUGGAACGCCCCCCUUACUAAUUGCAGCUGGUUGCGGGAACAUCCAGAUCAUUGACGUGCUGAUGAGAAAAGGAGCCGAGAUCCAAGCUCAUGACAAGUCGGGUGCCAACGCUAUCUACUACGCAGCCAGGCACGGCCACAUCGAGACCUUGAAAUUCCUCCAUGAAAAGAGGUGCCCUCUGGACACCCAAGAUAAGUCAGGAGAGACGGCGCUGCACGUCGCCGCGCGGUACGGCAACGUGGACGUGGUGCAGUACCUGUGCAGCAUUCACGCCCACCCCGACCUGGUCGACAGGGAGCACGAGACGCCGUUGCACUGUGCGGCGUGGCACGGCUACUCGGCGGUGGCGCGGGCCCUGUGCGAGGUGGGCUGCAACGUGAACGCGCGCAACCGCGAGGGCGAGAGUCCCCUGCUGACCGCCUCCGCCCGCGGCUUCCGAGACAUCGUGGCCUGCCUGCUGGAGCACGGCGCCGAGCUCACCUCCACCGACAAGGACGGCCACACCGCUCUGCACCUGGCCGUGCGCCGCUGCCAGGUGGACGUGGCGAGGUGCCUGCUCGCCCACCGCUGUCCCGCCGACCACCAGGAUCGCCACGGAAACACUGCCCUCCACAUCGCCUGCAAGGAUGGCAACCUGCCCGUUACCAUGGCGAUCUGUGCAGCCAAGGCCAACCUGGACAUCCCCAACAAGUUUGGAAGGACCCCGCUGCACCUGGCGUCCAACAGCGGAGCUCUGGAGGUCGUGCGACACCUCUGCGUUGCCGGGGCCAACACAGACGCCGUCACCAACGACGGCAAGACGGCGGAGGACCUGGCCAGUGCAGAGGGUCACGAGCACAUCGCCCUCCUGCUGAGCAAACUGAAGAAGGACAACCAUAAAGCGGGCUACAUCCAGCAGCUGCGGCCCUCUCAGACGGCGCAGCCCCGCGUCAAGCUCAAGCUGUUGGGACACACGGGCUCGGGCAAGAGCACGCUGCUGGAGUCGCUCAAGUGCGGCAUCCUGCGCAGCUUCUUCAGGAGGCGCCGGCCCCGGAUGUCCAACACCGCCCGCCACCCCGCCUCCCCCAUCAACUCCAAACCUGCAGUCUCGGUGAGCAUAUCCAACCUGUACCCGGGCUGUGAGAACGUGAGCGUGCGGAGUCGCAGCAUGAUGUUUGAGCCCAGCCUGACCAAAGGGGUGCUGGAGGUGUUCAGCCCCAUGCACAACGCUCUCUCCUCGGCCGACGACCAGGCCACCAAGGCCAUCGACAUCCAGAACGCCAACGUCAACGGAGUGGGGGACUUCAGUGUGUGGGAGUUCUCUGGCAACCCGGUGUAUUACUGCUCGUACGACUACUUUGCGGCGAACGACAGCACGGCCGUCCACCUGGUGCUCUUCAGCCUGGAGGAGCCGUACGAGACGCAGCUCAACCAGAUCACCUUCUGGCUCAGCUUCCUCAAAGCCCUCACCCUGCCAGAGGACAACAUCGCGUUCGGAGGCAGGAUCAAGAACCCCCUGCAGGUGGCGCUGGUGGCCUCCCACGCAGACAUCGUCAACAUGCCCCGCGCCUUCGGAGGCGAGUUUGCCUACGACAAGGAGAGGUCACUGCUGAAGGAAGUCAGAAACAGGUUUGGCAAUGACUUGCGUAUAGCGGACAAACUCUUCAUCAUGGACACAGGAGCCUCCAACUCCAAAGACAUGAAACUGCUGAGAAACCUGCUCCUGGAGUUACGCAAUAGCAUCAUCUCAGCCUGUGGUCCCAUCACGCUGCUCUCAGAGAAGAUCCUGGCCGUGCUGCCCACGUGGCGCAAGCUGAACGGGCCCAACCAGCUCAUGUCCUGGCAGCAGUUUGUGCAGGACGUCCAGGAGCAGAUCAACCCGCUGGUCAGCGAGGAGGACCUGAGAGAAAUCGCCCAACAGCUGCACAGCAUGGGAGAGAUCAACAUCAUGCAGAGUGAGACGGUGCAGGACGUGGUGCUGCUGGACCCCCGCUGGCUGUGCAGCACGGUGCUGGGCCGCAUCCUGUCGCUGGAGACGCCCAAGGCCAUCCACCACUACCGCGGCCGCUACCGCCUGGAGGAGCUGCAGGACCUGGUGGCCGAGGGCGACGACGCCGACGAGCUCCUCCAGGUGCUGGACGCCAUGGACGUGUGCGCCCGCGACCUCAGCACGCCGGGCAUGGUGGACGUGCCGGCGCUGAUCCGCACCAGCGGCCUGCAGCGCUCCUGGACCGAGGAGGAGGACGACGACGACGGCGAGGGCGGCCAGAGCGACGCGCUGAUCUACGGCGGGGUGAGGAUCGUGCCCGCCGAGCACCUGGCGCCGUUCCCCUGCGGCCUCUUCCACAAGCUGCAGGUGAACCUGUGCCGCUGGAGCCGGCAGCAGCAGCAGAGGCCGGACGGGGAGGCCGAGGGGGCGGAAGGGGAGGGGGAAGCGGGCAGCUUCAACAUCUGCGACGAUGUGCGACUGUGGACCAACGGGGCCAAAGUGUCCCUGGAAUACGUCGAGGCCAUGGUGCUGCUGGUCAACCACGGGCAGGGCAUCGAGGUGCAAAUCCGCGGCCGGGAUUCGGAGCGGGCCCGGUGCUGUGCCCUGCUGGACACCAUCUGCAGCAUCGCAGAGGGCCUGUUGGCCACCACGCUGCCCGGCCUGCUGACGGUCAAGUAUUACCUGAGCCCCCAGCAGCUGCGCGAGCACCUCGGCCCCGUCAUGAUCUACCAGCCCAAGGACUUCUACAGGGCGCAGGCGCAGCGCGAGAGCUGGCUCACCAACACCAUGGGCGGCUACAGGGAGAGCUUCAGCAGCAUCCUGGCGUUCGGAUGCACGGACGUCCUGCGGCAGGGAAGCCUGGGCGCGCACGUGCACAUCUCCGACGUGGGCCUGCUGGCUCGCCGGAAGCUCUGCCGCAUGCUGGACCCGCCCGACGCGCUCGGCAAAGACUGGUGCCUGCUGGCGAUGAACCUGGGCUUGAGCGAGCUGGUCGCUAAAUACAGCGGGGCCUCGUCCGCCAACGGGGCCAGCCCCAGCGUCAGCCUGGCGAUGGCUAACGGUCUUCCGAACGGGCCCUUCGCGUCCGCGCUGGCGUCGCCCAGCCCCACGGCCGCCCUGCUGCUGGAGUGGGGGCGCAAGCCCGACAGCACGGUGGGCGUGCUGAUGACCAAGCUGCGCGAGCUGGGGCGCCGCGACGCCGCCGACUUCCUCCUCAAGGGGGCGCCCGUGUUCAGGGUCAGCUCCGAGGCGCUGGCCACGCCCAACGGCUACGGACCCACCUGCAACGGCGGCGGCACCUCCUACAACUCCAUCAGCUCCGUCAUAUCACGAUAGAGGGAAAGGAGUGAGGGGGGAGAAGUCGGAGCAAAAUGUGCAAUUUCAGAUGGAGCGGGAGAGGCACUUGUUAAGGCCUCCAUCCUCCUAGCUCUCGUAUAAAUGAUAGGAUGAAUAUGUGAAGACUUUCCACGCUUUGUAUUCAUCCACGUCGCUGUCCCUGCUGUUUUGAAUGUUUGUCGGCUAACGCAUCUCAUAGAGAGGAUGUGCACGUCUGUUGAUCCCGUCUAUUCUAGUGCUUUCUAUCGAUAUAUUCAUCUCAUCAAGUUCGAUUUCUAAAAAUACUGCUAAACUGUAAAAAGCAAAACGAAAAAAAAAAAACUUCAACUAUAUCCCCAAAGGAUUUCCGACACGCUGAAUUUAUUCCAUGCAUUUUAAAAUGAGGUUUAUUUUGACAAUAUACUGUACAUUCUUCUAAGUGUGUACUAUUAAAAACGAUGGCAAAUUAAUGCUUGAGAGCACUAGCUGAGGCUGGAUAAGAUGUGAAGAGAGACGAGUGACAUUCAAGUGCCUUUUCAAUGGUAACUUGUCAAAGGACCACCUUUUUAAGACUACGAAUCGGACCCACCCUCUACCUCCACAAGACAGCUACCCAUUUGUAUUACUCUGCACAGAAUGGCUGUUAUUUGUGCUCAUGCAACAAAACCUCACUAUUAGCUUCUCUCUCUAUAAGAAGAGAAUUAGCUCAUGUGACUCUCGCUAAGCUGUGUGUGUGUAGGCGUACCACCAGAGGCCAAGAGCGCUUGGUAAAGAUCUGUUACACAUCAUGAUCCGUGUAAAUGUGUUCUCGUGUUCUGCUAAUGACCAGCUGGCUUAGGAGGGAAACACUCAAAAGCUCAUAGAUGUUUGAGGGAAGCUGUUUAUUGUUUUGAAGAAAGUCAGUAAAAACAAAAUAUGAAGUAACUUAUUUCUCCUGAGACUAAGAGACAGUUUCCCUUUGGCAGUGUAGUGAGGGUAACAUCAAAAGCACACACAGGCUUUUACCACAUUGGCAUGAUAAAACAUCCAGGCAAAUAUCAGCAUCUUGCCAUCUUGCAUCGUCAAAGACACGUACUUUGCUAUCUCAAACUUUUUUUCUUCAUGGAAGCUAAAGUUCAUGAGUCCUAUGGAUCCUAAGCUCUACAGUACUGAUAUCAUGUGAUGUGGACAGGAUGUCAUGUUCAGACAAGUUUCAGCAAGUCAUUACCACAUUGGCUGAUGUGUCAGAGCAUCCAGGCAGCUCAUCUGGGUGUGACCUGAGUGCUCAAAAGUAGGCUACUACUUGAUUUCCGUUCUGCUCCUUGAAGCAUCAUAUAUUAACGAGUCUCUCCAUUGAUUUAAGUAUCUCCAGGAGCUUGUUCUGAGUAACAUCAAUAAUAAUAUGAAACCACUUCUAGAUCAAUAAUAAUGAGUUUAAGUCAUGUUUCAGCCAGAUGACAUUUUUAGGCCCAGAGUAAGGAAAUUAUUGUCUUGGGUGUAGAGGGAUUCUUGUUCUUUGACAGCAAAAACUUUAAAAAGUUUUCUAUGGUGAAAUUAGCUAUUGCAUCUCUUUCAGCUAACAAGCCUUUGUGGUUUUUUUUGUGAUGGAUCAUAAACCAAACAAAACCGUUUUUAUACUGAGAGCAUGUGCAGAGCAGGGUACCGUUAUUGUUGUGUAAUCAAGGAAGUAUAGCUGAGAGCGAUACUGUUGCCCGCACUCAACUAAUGGACAUCCAUUGACUCAGUGGAACGUUGCAGUUGUGGAGAGAGGGAGCGUUCUCGAUCCCAGUCAGAGGAAAUGGUCUCCUGGAGCUCCGAGGAGAGAGUGAUCCUCCUGCUUAUUGUUCAGCGACUAAUUUGUGGCCUUCUCCAGGCGUUUUACCGCUCUCCGUGGGCCUCUGCACAGUGCUCGAUGAAGCCCAGCUCCUACUAUCAUUCCAUACGAGUAGUCUUCAUUACAAUUGAUAUAAAAAAUAAUUGAAUGUACAUCCGAAGAUUCGGACAGUCGGACUGAGCCGCAAAGAACUUGGGCAAACACAAAUGCCACAUGAGUUCUUGACACAAAGAACGCUUGACCAGGUGAAGGGUUAUGAAGAUUCACCUGAUGGUAACCCAUGAAUUUGGGAAGUACAGGGGGAGGCCACUUUCCCUCUGUCUGAACUGCAGUCAAGUUGGUAAAAAAUAUAUAUAUAUCUUAAAGGGAACCAAACGGAUGGUGUUUUGUCAUUCCAAAAGGCACAUUUUUAUAUAUUGUGAUUGAAUAUCCAUGUUAUUGAGGAGCUUUCUUGCUUUGUGUCGGGUUUUUCCCCUCUCUUUGUCGAGCAGUGGUUCUAUCACUUUUUCCCCUUGUGAGGCUCAAGCUAUAUGAUGUCCUUUUAGGGAAAAGGGUGUUAUUGUAUUUAAAAAGUCUUUGUACAGUCAUCUCUUUGCACAUGACCUUUGUUCUAUUUAUAUUAUGUUCUUAAAGCAUGUCUCAGAAUGUCAUUUCCUUAAUACUUCCUUUAAGUGUAGUACAUUUUAUAAUAAAUUGUUUACGUCACAA
Sardina pilchardus (European sardine) is the source of this 6308-nucleotide messenger RNA. It is a transcript of the gene dapk1, whose product is annotated as death-associated protein kinase 1. NCBI's taxonomy places the organism in Eukaryota, Metazoa, Chordata, Actinopteri, Clupeiformes, Clupeidae. Gene Ontology annotation, cellular component: cytoplasm; nucleus. Gene Ontology annotation, biological process: positive regulation of apoptotic process; intracellular signal transduction; protein phosphorylation. The record is from RefSeq and is a predicted model, not a curated record. Gene Ontology annotation, molecular function: protein binding; ATP binding; protein serine/threonine kinase activity.